Aureobasidium subglaciale EXF-2481 is the source of this 1580-nucleotide messenger RNA. RefSeq lists its product as uncharacterized. The coding region runs from base 463 to 1224 and encodes 253 amino acids. The transcript has a single exon. The record is from RefSeq and is a predicted model, not a curated record. NCBI's taxonomy places the organism in Eukaryota, Fungi, Ascomycota, Dothideomycetes, Dothideales, Saccotheciaceae.
CAAGCUUCCCGUGACACCACCCACCUUCUGACGCCACUAUGCAAGACUAUUCGCCUAUCUCGGUCUUGGAUGAGCAAUCGGUUGAAUCACAGGCCUUGCCAUGCACCACAACAGAAGUAGCACACACCCCGAGGGGCGAGACAAAGGACUUGAGCUGACGAGUACGCCCUGUUGAUCAUCUGGACUCAACUGAACCCCUCUCUAUCAGCCACCAUUAACAUGAACUCUAAAAAGAUAGUGGAUUCGGAUAGCGAUCGGAAAGUACUUCUGCCUCGACCUCUGUGCUCUAUAAAUUGUGAGCCAUGGCGCUGCUUAGGCUCCUCGGCUCUUGGUCCAGUUUAUGUCUUUGCAAAACGCCAGAUUGAAAAAGCAUACAUUGCUCUGAAGACACCACAAAUAAGUAGUCGACACUGGGGUAUCGAAUCACUACAAUAGCUUUUCCAGCUUCCAAUCCCAGCGGUCAUGAAACUCGACCAAAUCAUGUUCGGCACGAAUACAACCGCCAAACCUACAAUCAUCUUUGUGACUGGAGCCUGGCACAAGCCUCAGCUCUAUGCACCGCUCUUGGAUGGUCUAAAGAAGACCCGCUUCCCUGUCGUGGCACCUGCCCUUCCCUCGGUUGGCGGGACUUGCGAGAACUUCAAUGAAGACGUCAAUGUCAUCCGCAAAGCCAUCGCCGACGAAGUCUCUCAAGGCAAUGAGGUCGUCGUCCUCAUGCACUCCUACGGCGGCGUAGUGGGAAGUGCAGCAGCCCAAGGAUAUUCAAAACAAGAACUUCGCAGUGGAGGCGGUGUAAUCCGCAUGAUUUACCUCACGGCAUUCGCCCUGGAUGUCGGUCUCAGUCUUAUGGAUGGCCUGAAUAACAAUCCACUCCCCUGGUGGCGAUCCCCUAACGACAAGCAAUGGCAAGCCGUCAAUACUUCUCAAGUCUUUUACAACGAUGUCGAUCCUGAGAUAGCAGAUCCAUUGGAAGCACAACUGGAUCUACAAGCCAAAGGUGUUUUCGAGAGCAAACAAACUUAUGCAGCUUGGAAGUACAUUGACUCCACCUAUAUCGUUUGCGAGCAAGACAAUGCGAUCCCUAAGCAGGCGCAGGUGCACAUGGCGAAUCAACCUGGAGGCAAAUUCACGAUCGAGUACUUGGAUGCUGGACACUCGCCUUUCUUGAGCAUUCCCAUGCAGACCGUAGACACCAUUCGCAAAGCAAUCUGGGAGCCCGUCUAAACGACUUAUGAGAGCAUGUACCCUUAUGAAACAUGGACGAACCGAGGAAGGUGUAACUACGCAAUGUAUUCAGCAUAUUCUAUGAUUACCAGAUUUCAACCUAACACUGUAUCACGUCUGGCCGAUUAUCUCUCAAACAUAUCGUUUAUCACCAACGCGCUGAACUAUGACGUAUGUUUGUGCCACUUUUGACUUUGGAUAUUCAAGGUGGCUGGAAGAACAGGGUGAUACCCUUUACAAUGCUUUCCAAGGUCGACGACGAUGUUGCAGCAGCACCACGCUAUCUACAAUACCAUACACUAUAUAUAGAUGAUCUUUACGUAUAUCUGUAGACUUAUCAUGAUUUUUGUCCUCAC